AUGAGCGCCCAACAGUUCUAUCAAGGCGGGUAUAAUCAAGGUGGUGGAUAUCCUCAACAGCAACAGCAAUAUCAACCACCUCAAACCCAAGGCCAAGGUCAAUACGGUAUGAAACCAUCUCAACCUUAUGCACCACCACAGCCACCUCCCCAACAACCAGGGUAUGGGGAUAAUUCCUAUCAUCCAGAAUCGGGUGGACCACCCGCCUAUGUCGAUACAGCUCCUUUCUCCCAGGCUAACGAAAAGACAGGUCAGAGACUAAACCCAAGGAAAAGGUUGAACGAUCCCAUUUUCUUGGUGUUAUUCUUAGCUGCGUUGGCUGGAUUCGCGGUAGUUUCAGGUAUAGCGAUCAAGAGUUUUGUUGAGGUUGGUGGAUUAGGGGGUGGGUUUGGGAAUGGGUCGCAAGGUGGUACGGGAUCCAGUGUGACGCUUGAUUACCAUACUGUCUACUUGCUCCUCAUUGUUUGCGCCUUGGGUCUAGCUCUGGCUGCUGUCUACCUGGCCAUGGUCCGCGCAUUCACCAGAAUUAUCAUCGAAGUGACAUUAGCCUUGACCGUCAUUCUCAAUAUCGGUAUUUGUAUCUACUACUUUAUCAUUAAAUACUGGUCCGGAGCCAUUAUCUUCUUGGUGAUUGCUCUACUAUCUGUCUUCUUCUAUUGGUCAAUGAGGAAGAGAAUACCUCUCGCCAAACUACUUCUACAAGUUACUAUCGAUAUCACUAAACAUCAUCCAUCAGUCUAUGUGGUAGUACUUUUAGGUCUCAUCGUCCAGUCUGCUCUUUCUGUAUGGUAUACUUUUACUUGUAUUGCCGUCUACGUCAAGUGGACGCCUGGAAGUGCAACAUGUACCGGUACAAGUUGUUCGUCCGGUAAAGUCGCCGGUCUAAUCUUCUAUUCCACAUUCGCAUAUCUCUGGACUUCUCAGGUAGUCGGAAACGUAAUACUCUGUACCCUUGCAGGAGGUAUCUUUGGUGGAUGGUAUUAUUACGGUCCUAGAGUACCUACUGGUGGAUUACCCAAACGAGCCACUCUAUCAGCUUUCAUCCGUGCAUCUACGCUAUCCCUCGGAUCAAUCGCAUUCGGUUCAUUGAUUGUUACGGUACUAGAGUUGAUAAGAUUGAUCUUACAAGCUAUUCAACAGUAUGAAGCUGGGCAGGGUGAUACGAUAGGAGCGAUCGUAGCUUGUUGUGCCGCAUGUUGUGUAGGCUGUAUCGAAGGCAUGAUAGCGUGGUUCAACAAGUAUGCCUAUAUUGAGAUUUCCUUGUAUGGUAAAUCUUAUAUACCAGCUGCCAAAGAUACUUGGGCGUUACUUAAGGACAGAGGAAUUGACGCUUUGGUCAAUGAUUCACUGGUCGGAACGGCUUUGAUGUGGGGAGCAUAUAUCAAUGGUUUCUUAUGUGCCGUAUUUGGUUAUCUUUACUUGAGAUUCACGAACCCAGCUUAUAAUGCCGAUGGACAAUACUCUGCACCCAUCAUCCUGUUCUCGUUCUUGAUUGGUAUAAGUGAAGGGCAGGUGAUCAACAGUGCUAUCGAUGCUGGUGUAUCUACCAUCUUCGUGGGAUUGGGUGAAGAUCCAAUGGUCCUCGCUGAGAGAAGUCCAGCAUUGUUCGAAUUGAUCAGACAGACUUAUCCCAGAGUUGUGGAAGGUGUUCCCAGGAGAUAG
Kwoniella botswanensis is the source of this 1662-nucleotide messenger RNA. RefSeq names its product protein PNS1. Gene Ontology annotation, biological process: transmembrane transport. Bases 1 to 1662 code for a protein of 553 amino acids. Gene Ontology annotation, cellular component: plasma membrane. The transcript has 15 exons. The record is from RefSeq and is a predicted model, not a curated record. Lineage: Eukaryota; Fungi; Basidiomycota; Tremellomycetes; Tremellales; Cryptococcaceae. Gene Ontology annotation, molecular function: transmembrane transporter activity.